This is a messenger RNA of Didymosphaeria variabile, 1617 nucleotides long. RefSeq names its product phosphatidylserine decarboxylase 1 (gene PSD1). The transcript has 3 exons. Gene Ontology annotation, cellular component: mitochondrion. The coding region runs from base 1 to 1617 and encodes 538 amino acids. The record is from RefSeq and is a predicted model, not a curated record. Gene Ontology annotation, molecular function: phosphatidylserine decarboxylase activity. Gene Ontology annotation, biological process: phosphatidylethanolamine biosynthetic process. NCBI's taxonomy places the organism in Eukaryota, Fungi, Ascomycota, Dothideomycetes, Pleosporales, Didymosphaeriaceae.
AUGAUAUCAACACGCGCCUCCCAGCUUCCUCAAGCCGCUGUCCGAGCGCGCUGCCCUCGACGUGCACACGUCCGCGCAUCGCUUCCGUCGCGCCACUUCUCCUCCUCCAGACCUUGUUUCGACCAGCAGUUCCACAGGAAGGAGUCAUUCAGAUCCCGGCUCAAUUCAGCAUUGAAGAAUACGAAAAUCAAAUGGGAGCCCAUACCGAUUGCUCUUGGUGUAGGCUUCCUCGGAGUGUGGCAGUUGUAUAAGGUUCAGAAAAGAGAAAAGCAUACGCACCGGGAAACAGGAGAUGAUACCGAGACCGUGGUAGACCAGUAUGGCACGCCAAAGAAGCGCGAAAGGAUACGACCGAGCGGGCCUUGGACUGUUCAGAUCAUGUCGACGUUGCCACUGAAGGCGCUGUCGCGACUUUGGGGCCGCUUUAACGAGAUCGACAUACCGUACUACUUCCGUGUACCUGGCUUCAAACUCUACUCAUUCAUCUUCGGUGUCAACCUCGACGAAGUAUCGGAACCUGACCUGCACGUCUACCCCAAUCUUGCCGCUUUCUUCUACCGAACACUCAAGCCCGGCGUGCGUCCUCUAGAUCCGAAUUCGAACGCCGUGCUAUCCCCCGCAGAUGGAAAGGUCAUUCAAUUCGGGACCAUCGAGCAUGGAGAGGUUGAGCAGAUUAAGGGCGUGACUUAUAGUCUAGAUGCUUUGCUAGGGUCCGUACGCCCAUCCAAGCCGACACCGCAAAGUCUAGACACGAGAGAAAAUACCAGCGAUCAACACACCAAGGUUGGAUCUGAGGAUGUGAUGCGGGCGGACGAGGAGUUCGCCAAUGUCAAUGGCAUCUCAUACACCCUUCCGAACCUUUUCUCAGGUCCAUGGCCGAAGAAUGGAAAGCCUGCAGAGAUGCCGACUGACCAAGCCACACACUCACAUCCCUCUUCCGAAGCCGAAGUCAGCGCCGAUCUUGCGCUGAGCGAGUCUGCGAGACCAUGGUGGGCACCAGGAAACUCAAUAAAGACACCCACCGCGCUAUACUACUGCGUCAUCUAUCUUGCGCCGGGAGAUUAUCAUCGCUUCCACUCGCCGGUAUCUUGGGUCGUCGAAUCUCGACGCCACUUUGCUGGCGAGCUUUUCAGCGUGUCCCCUUACCUCCAGCGCACUCUCCCUGGCCUCUUCACCCUCAACGAGCGCGUUGUGCUUCUUGGUCGCUGGAAAUGGGGCUUCUUUUCCUACACCCCCGUCGGUGCGACAAAUGUCGGUUCCAUCAAGAUCAACUUUGAUCGAGAACUGCGCACAAAUUCCCUUACAACUGAUACCGCUGCCGACCGUGCCGCUGAAGAAGCACAGGCGCGCGGGGAGCCAUACUCUGGAUUCGCAGAAGCUACAUACAGCAACGCAAGUGCGGUGCUGGGAGGUCAUGCGCUGAAGAGAGGCGAAGAGAUGGGUGGAUUCCAGCUUGGAAGUACCAUUGUACUGGUCUUUGAGGCUCCAAAGGGAGUCCGACCAAGUUUGGACGAAGGUUAUGGAGGCUGCAGGAAAGGCGGGUUCAAGUGGAACAUAGAGCAGGGUAAGAAGGUCAAGGUUGGAGAGAGUCUGGGAUAUGUAGAGGAGACACAAUAG